Micropterus salmoides (largemouth bass) is the source of this 2960-nucleotide messenger RNA. RefSeq names its product serine/threonine-protein phosphatase 2A 55 kDa regulatory subunit B alpha isoform-like. The transcript has 10 exons. The record is from RefSeq and is a predicted model, not a curated record. Lineage: Eukaryota; Metazoa; Chordata; Actinopteri; Centrarchiformes; Centrarchidae. Bases 255 to 1592 code for a protein of 445 amino acids. Gene Ontology annotation, molecular function: protein phosphatase regulator activity; protein binding. Gene Ontology annotation, cellular component: protein phosphatase type 2A complex; cytosol. Gene Ontology annotation, biological process: peptidyl-serine dephosphorylation.
UGUGGGAUGCGGCAAGAGAGGCAGAGGGGAGAGUGAGUGACAGAGUGAAAAACAGAGUGAAACAACAGCGAGGGGAGCGGGAAAGAAAAGGAGGAGAGCAUUAAAAUAACCCGCGUUACGGUUAUUUCAGCAUCUGACAUUCAGGUUUGCGCAGACAGAUAGCGGAAGAAAAAGUUCAGAGCCCACGAACCAGCGCGUGGGAGUGGGAAGCAGGAUCGUGACUGACUGAGGAAAGCUCCACUGUCUGUCUCAUCAUGGCAGGACCUGGAGGUGACAUGCAGUGGUGCUUCUCUCAGGUGAAAGGAGCCAUCGACGACGAUGUAGCUGAGGCGGACAUCAUAUCCACAGUUGAGUUUAACCACACAGGGGAGCUGCUGGCCACAGGAGACAAGGGUGGGCGUGUAGUCAUUUUCCAGCAGGAAAUAGAGAAUAAGAAUCAGCCUCAGUUCCGGAGCGAAUACAAUGUUUACAGCACUUUCCAGAGCCAUGAGCCCGAGUUUGACUACUUGAAGAGUUUGGAAAUAGAAGAGAAGAUCAACAAAAUUCGCUGGCUUCCUCAAAAGAACGCUGCGCAAUUCUUGUUGUCAACUAACGAUAAGACAAUCAAGUUGUGGAAAAUCAGUGAACGAGACAGGAGACCAGAGGGUUAUAAUCUCAAAGAGGAGGAUGGACGCUACAAAGACCCCAACAAUAUCACAUCACUGCGGGUACCAGUUUUAAUACCAAUGGACCUCAUGGUGGAAGCCAGCCCACGGAGGGUGUUCGCCAACGCUCACACCUACCACAUCAACUCUAUCUCAGUCAACAGUGACAAUGAGACUUACCUGUCUGCAGACGACCUCCGCAUCAACCUCUGGCACCUCGAGAUCACUGACCGCAGCUUCAAUAUUGUUGACAUUAAACCAGCCAACAUGGAGGAGCUAACGGAGGUGAUCACAGCAGCAGAGUUUCAUCCUCAUCAGUGUAACACCUUCGUCUACAGCAGCAGCAAAGGAACCAUCCGUCUGUGUGACAUGAGGGUUUCAGCGCUGUGUGACAAGCACUCAAAAUUGUUUGAGGAGCCAGAAGAUCCCAGUAAUCGCUCCUUCUUCUCUGAGAUCAUAUCCUCAAUCUCAGAUGUUAAGUUUAGCCACAAUGGACGCUACAUGAUGACCAGAGACUACUUGUCUGUGAAGAUUUGGGAUCUGAACAUGGAGAACAGGCCAGUGGAGACCCAUCAGGUUCAUGAGUACCUGAGGAGCAAGCUGUGCUCGCUCUAUGAGAAUGACUGCAUCUUCGACAAGUUUGAAUGCUGCUGGAAUGGCAAUGACAGUGUGGUGAUGACUGGCUCAUACAACAACUUCUUCCGGAUGUUCGACCGCGGCCAAAGGCGUGAUGUAACUUUGGAGGCGUCCCGAGAAAACAGCAAGCCCAUGCAGGCCCUAAAACCCCGCAAAGUGUGCGCAGGCGGCAAGCGCAAGAAGGACGAAAUCAGCGUGGACAGUUUGGACUUCAACAAGAAGAUCCUUCACACUGCCUGGCAUCCCCAGGACAACAUCAUUGCAGUGGCGACGACCAACAACCUCUACAUAUUCCAGGAUAAAGUGAAUUAACUAUUGGGUGAGCAUAUGUCAAAGUUGGCAUGGGUGACGUCCUGUGAACCACGUGCAGCCUCUCAGCCUCAUCCAGAGUGUUCUGUGGUAACGCCGACAACCAGCAUCCCUGUCCGUCGCUACUGGGUGACCAGACUUUGCCACUUUGUUCUAGAUGUGGACAGAGGAAGCCUCGCUCUUGCCCAUCAUCAGCCUGUCAGUGGCAGAGUUACACCCGCCUUGUUGUUUAAGUGAUGUUGUGCCAAUUGUUUUGUUAUUUUUUUUUCCCCUGUUUUUUUUAUGUUUUGUUUGGGGGAGGGGCAGAUCACCUGCCUUUUUCUUCCCCUUGGGUAUCAUGGGUAGGUAAACCAGUAUAAUUUCCUUAAAAUUCUGAACACAGACACACUUAUUUUUAUAACUUUCCCCCAAUGGCUCUGUGGUAGAAAAUGAAACACUUAUUUAGUACGUCCCCUUAUUGUCCUGUGCCAUCGUAGUGUUUAUUUUUCUAAGAAAAAUUGCCAGAUUUUUUUUGUGUAUACACCUUUUAUUCAUCUGUGAUACUGUCAUAGUAUUCUAUGCGUCUCUUAAAAUGUCUCCCCUCUUUCAUUAAACCAUGCAUACUUAACAGUCACAAAUGUAUGGUCACAGUUUUCUUGUACUUGCUGCUCACACUGGAGAGCAACACUUCAGCGGUUGUGUUUCCACAGAUUGAAAUCUGUGAGGAGUUGAGGAGGAGUUUCCACUCACUGUUGACCUGCCUCAGGCUCUGGAUGGCCAAAUGGGUUCAGACUCCAGACUACUUUCUUUUUUUUUUUGUGGAUUGGCUCUUUGUGUCGACAUCUGUGCAUUGGUUCCUCUAUUUCUUUUGUUUGUGUUUAACAAUAGUCAGGUAUAAGAGAUAGCCUAUUCAAAGAUAAUUAUUAUGAUUGUCAUAUUUAUAUUAAAAAAGUUAAAAUGUCACUAGAUUUGUUCCGUCCUGUUUUGUGAAAUGAAGCCGGACCUUUCACCCAUCUUUUUGAGUGAUCAGAAAUAUUGUCUUCUCCUGGUGUACCACAGCUCUGAAACAGUACUUCACAACAGGGGAAACCUUUGAUUUGACACUGGACUCACUUACUGCACCAACUAAAGUACUUGGAUGUGUUUAUAAGACUGGAGUUUUCAAAGAAAACAUUAUUUGAGUAAGUCACUUAAAGUGUUUAAACUACUGCAGACAUUAUUACUGCAACUGUAUGUGAUGGUACAAUAAGCUGCAUAAGGAUGUGCGGCAGUUGAUGUUUCCACACGCGUAUUUAAAAUGUGGACAGUUCAGAUUAUAUUGAUGCCUCUAGCAAUGUAUAACUACAAUUUUAAUCUAUGACAGUGAAGAUAAUAAAGGAACUACUUUUUGCA